This is a messenger RNA of Paraglomus occultum, 594 nucleotides long. NCBI's taxonomy places the organism in Eukaryota, Fungi, Glomeromycota, Glomeromycetes, Paraglomerales, Paraglomeraceae. The record is from the annotation of a GenBank genome assembly.
AUGUCUACAUAUUUUGACACCCUCGCGAAAAAUUACACCGAAGUACCUGUUACUGAUGAAGGCAUCGCUACUGUGCCGUUUGCAGAGGCAACGGAUGGUGUCGUUAAGUUGUUUGAUUUGCUCGGCUCAGUUGCGUUUACCAUGGUUCAGAGUGAUAUGAAUGGAAAUCUAAAGAAAAUCAGGGAUCGUUAUGAGACUGAUACAGCAGCAAAUUCGACUUUGGAAAAGCUGGUCAUAAACGAAAAGGAUGAGAAGAAGAGGGUCGCUACCGAAGGAUUGCUGUGGCUUAUGCGUGGAUUAGAAUUCACUUCCGUGGCACUGCGUAGACUUUUAGACAAUCCUGAUGAAGAAUUGGGUACUGCAUUCACGAAAGCAUAUGGCGAAACAUUGAAGAAAUUCCAUGGAUUAAUAGCCAAAGGGGCAUUUACGGUUGCAAUGAAGGCAUGUCCAUUGCGCGAAGACUUUUUCAAAAAAUUGGGCGAAGACCAAGAGCGCGUUGUGGAAUUGUUUAAUGUAUGGUUGACUGCACUCGAAAAGCUGGUGGCGAGAUUGAAGACAUUCUACACUACGGGUGGACAUGACAAAGGAUUCUAA